Molecule: messenger RNA, 3723 nt
Organism: Scleropages formosus (Asian bonytongue)
Lineage: Eukaryota; Metazoa; Chordata; Actinopteri; Osteoglossiformes; Osteoglossidae
Product: protein kinase C delta type-like
Exons: 18
Coding region: 123-2162 (679 amino acids)
Biological process (GO): protein phosphorylation
Molecular function (GO): ATP binding; diacylglycerol-dependent serine/threonine kinase activity
Source: RefSeq, a predicted model, not a curated record
GCAGAGUUGUUGAGGCGAGCGCGCGGAGGAGCCGAGGAAGCGCGAAGAGGCAGUCGGAAGAAACACCUCCGGGGGACUCGCUGUUAACUGCAAGAGGGCAAGUGUGUGGGUGACUCAUCACCAUGCCUCCCUUCCUGCGGAUCGCCUUCAAUGCCUUCGAUCUGGGUGCCCUGCCUCCGCUCCCUGAUCCUCCCUUCUGUGCUAUUAAGAUGAAGGAGUCCAUCAGCACAGAUCGAGGGAAGACCUUGGUCCAGAGGAAGCCCACAAUGUACCCUGCUUGGAAGUCCAGCUUUGAUGCCCACAUCUACGAGGGACGAGUCUUGCAGGUGGUGCUCAUGAAAACGGCUGAGGAGCCACUGUCUGAGGUCACAGUAGGCGUGUCUGUGCUAGCAGAGCGCUGCAAGAAGGGCAAUGGACGCUCUGAGUUCUGGGUUGACCUGCAGCCUACAGGGAAGGUGAUGAUGGCAGUGCAGUACUUUCUGGAGGACUCUGACACAGAGAGUAAGCAGUCUGCUAAGGAGGAGGAGGCAGCAAUGACGCUGAACCGUCGCCGAGGGGCCAUCAAACAGGCCAAGGUCCACAACAUCAAGAACCACGCGUUCAUCGCCACCUUCUUCCGGCAGCCCACCUUCUGCUCUGUGUGCAGGGAGUUUGUCUGGGGACUCAAUAAGCAAGGCUACCAGUGUAGAGAAUGCAAUGCAGCUAUUCACAAGAAAUGCAUCGACAAGAUCAUUGGCCGGUGUACUGGAACGGCAGCCAACAGCCGGGACACUGUGUUCCAAAAGGAGCGCUUCAAGAUUGACAUGCCACACCGUUUCAAGACAUACAACUACAUGAGUCCCACGUUCUGUGACCACUGUGGAAGCCUGCUGUGGGGCCUGGUCAAACAGGGCCUUAAGUGUGAAGAUUGUGCAAUGAAUGUCCACCACAAGUGCCAGACCAAGGUGGCCAACCUGUGUGGGAUCAACCAGAAGUUGCUGGCUGAGGCCCUGAACCAAGUCAGCCAGAAAUCCACGAGGCGCUCAGACCCCAACCUGACAGAUAUUGGAAUCUACCAGCCCUUCGCCAAGAGCCCUGGCCUGGAUGACAGUUCCCAAUAUGGGAAGCUUUGGGAGGGAACCAAUCCCCGACAACAAUCCCGAAUCAUGCACCAGACACGAGUAAAUGUGGAUGACUUUAUCUUCCAUAAGGUGCUGGGCAAGGGCAGCUUUGGUAAGGUUCUGCUGGCAGAGCUGAAGGGACAUGGUGAAUACUUUGCAGUAAAGGCACUGAAGAAGGAUGUAGUACUUAUGGAUGAUGAUGUGGAGUGCACCAUGGUAGAGAAGAGAGUGCUGGCUCUAGCCUGGGACAAUCCCUUCCUCACGCACCUAUUCUGUGCCUUUCAAACAAAGGAACACUUGUUCUUUGUGAUGGAGUACCUGAACGGGGGAGACUUAAUGUUCCAUAUACAAGAAAAGGGACGCUUUGAUCUGACUAGGGCCACGUUCUACUCAGCUGAAAUCAUCUGUGGGCUACAAUUUCUUCACUCCAAAGGAAUCAUCUACCGAGACUUGAAGCUGGACAAUGUCAUGCUGGACCGUGAUGGACACAUCAAGAUAGCAGAUUUUGGCAUGUGCAAAGAGAAUGUGUUUGGGGACAACCGUGCGACAACUUUCUGUGGGACCCCUGACUACAUUGCUCCUGAGAUCCUACUGGGACAGAAAUACUCCUUCUCCGUGGACUGGUGGUCAUUUGGCGUGCUCUUGUACGAGAUGCUCAUUGGGCAGUCACCCUUCCAUGGGGAUGACGAAGAUGAGCUCUUUGAGUCCAUUCGCAUGGAUACCCCACAUUACCCUCGCUGGAUCACCAAGGAGUCAAAGGACCUUUUGGAGAAGCUGUUUGAACGUGACUCCACACGCCGACUUGGAGUUGUGGGAAACAUCCGUGCUCAUUCCUUCUUCAAGACCAUUAACUGGUCUGUCCUGGAGAGGAGGGAGGUGGAGCCCCCCUUCAAGCCUAAAGUGAAAGCUCCAAAUGAUUGCAGCAACUUUGACCGAGAGUUUCUUAAUGAGAAACCCCGCCUUUCUCACAGUGACAAAACAUUUAUUGACUCUAUGGACCAGACUGCAUUCACUGGCUUCUCUUUUAUCAACCCUAAGAUGGAGCACCUCAUGGAGAAGUGAAGGAUAUUCUACAGCCUCAUUGCAACACUCAACUAGUUUCAAGGGGGAAAUGUGAAACCAGUGUUACGGUUGAUCUGUCAUGGUCUGUUCUCUCUUGUGAUCAAGCUUCAAUUCAGUAAAAUAUUUAGUGUACUGUAUUGUCUGUUCUACCAUACCUUGUGACGCGCGCGCACACGCACACACGCACCCUUCCUGCUAGUGAAGAUUAAGAAAUUGGACAUUGUACAGAUAGUUAUUAUUGUAUGUUUUUUUUUAAUGUCUAUCUGGGACUGUGUAAGGGGAGUCACUUCAAACAAGGCUCAAGCCAUCAUUAAGGUGUGUGCCUGGAAUGCCCAAGACUACAAAGACCAACAUCCCUGUUGUGCCUUUCUUUUGUGAAUAAGUACAACAUCCCAAAGCAGCUCCUGUCUUCUGUAAUUUAUGUCCUAGAACAAGUGAAACAAAAUGGAGUUAAACUCCUUCAGAAUCCAAAGACCGCGUUCAGAUGAUAUACCCAUAUUCUGAUCAUGGUGGAUCUGAUCCUACUCAGUCUAAAAUAUUCAGACAGUGGUCACAGCCCGAGUCUGUGAUUCAGCCAAGAUCUAGCCAAAAUACUGAUUAUUCCUGCUGGUAACAAAUAUGAAAAUUAUUAUUAUUAUUAUUAUUGUAUAAUGUGAAACAAUGUCAUUGUAUUUGCUAAGUUCCUGUAGUGAUGUGCAGUACUCCCUGGGCUGUAGUUGGGCUGGUCAUGGUCCUGUGGUGACUCUGGUGGUCAGGUCCUACUUUAGUGCUGAGUCUGAGAGUGGGAAUCCAGGCUCCCUGCCUUGUAUGAUUCAGUUCCUGCACUUGUGAGUUAGUAAGUAUAUUUGUAUGUUGCGUAACUUGAAUGUAGUUAUUUCAAAGAGGCGCAGUAAAACAUUGUGUACAUAGGUCUAACAUUUAUUAUUAUGAUCUGCAUGUUUUUUACUGUCUUCAUAUUUUGCAUCUUAAUAAAAGUCAAACCAUUCACUUUCACUGCCUCUGGUUACUACAAACAGUAAUAGGUAUUUACUUGUUACAGCAAUAGCAUAAUGUUAAACGAUAUAAUUGAUGGUAAUGUCACUGUGAAAGUAAUCACAGGUUGUGGUGAAAAGAAUGAAAUGGCUUUUUUUUUUUUUUUUUUUUUUUCUUGGGACAUUGUUCUUGCGUUAAAUUCUCCAUCAUGAUUUCCCCAUCCCAUUGUGAUUUCCAGUAACACCAAUUUAGCGUUUUGUGGCUCAGUAUCAUUCGUAGCUCCCAAUUGGUGGAAUGUGUUGCUCAAAUGAGGUACUUGCACCAAGACCAGCCACUUCAGAUUGUACCUGUUGGAUGAUAGACUGAUGAUUUGAUAACUGGCUCUCACUUUGCACUUGAAAGAGGUACAUACCCUGACUUGACACUUAAAAAUUACCUUGCUAUAUGAGUAAAUUUGCAUGUUAAGCCACUUCAUAGAAAAGCAACAGCUAAAUGAUUAAAUAACUGUCGAGCAGUGAAUAGCCUCUCCUUUAGAUCGACAAUAUUUGUAAGGUCGUGGUAACUGUUCUUCAUGUAUAUCCUAUAAUUA